Molecule: messenger RNA, 861 nt
Organism: Notothenia coriiceps (black rockcod)
Lineage: Eukaryota; Metazoa; Chordata; Actinopteri; Perciformes; Nototheniidae
Product: CUB and sushi domain-containing protein 3-like
Exons: 8
Coding region: 1-861 (286 amino acids)
Source: RefSeq, a predicted model, not a curated record
AUGGUAGUGAUCGUGUCGGAUGCGGCGUCCCUGGAGUUUAGGACGUCACGGUCUGCAACAGGGGGACGGAAUUCGGGUCAUGGGGGGUCUGGGGGGAUCUCCUCCGACCUCCUGAUCUCCUCCACUCGCUUGGGGCGCGGGAUUCUCCUCAACUCCAGGGCGGUCCUCUUUGGACAGUUUGUGAUGUUCCAGACUUCUCUCAACGAUGUGGUGGAAAUUUACGAUGGACCAACUCAACAAAACACGCUAUUGUCUUCUCUCUCUGGGUCCCAUUCUGGUGAGUCUCUCCCUCUGAGCUCGGGAAACCAGGUCACGGUAAAGUUUAGCACGGUCGGACCAGAAACUGCUAAGGGAUUUCACUUUGUCUACCAAGCUGUACCGAGGACCAGCUCCACACAGUGCAGUUCGGUCCCUGAGCCGCGAUUUGGGAAACGCCUCGGCAAUGACUUUGCAGUUGGCUCGAUGGUGCAGUUUGAGUGUAACCCUGGUUACGUCCUGCAUGGCUCCACUGCCAUACGGUGUGAGAGUGUCCUUGACAACAUGGCACAAUGGAAUGACACCCUGCCAACAUGUAUAGUUCCCUGUGGGGGUGCGUUGACCGCCCGUCGUGGGACCAUCCUAUCGCCUGGAUAUCCAGAGCCAUAUGACAACAACCAGAACUGUGUGUGGAAGGUCUCUGUUCCAGAAGGAGCUGGAAUACAGAUACAAGUUGUGAGUUUUGCCACAGAGCAUAACUGGGACUCUUUGGAUUUUUAUGAUGGUUCCGACAACCACGCACCAAGACUGGGCAGCUACUCUGCCUACAAGAUGCUGGCCACGCGGCCCCCUGCUAAGUGUGCAAUAAGAGAUACACUGGUCUAG